Triticum aestivum (bread wheat) is the source of this 473-nucleotide messenger RNA. Its product is annotated as transcription elongation factor 1 homolog. Gene Ontology annotation, biological process: transcription elongation by RNA polymerase II. NCBI's taxonomy places the organism in Eukaryota, Viridiplantae, Streptophyta, Magnoliopsida, Poales, Poaceae. Gene Ontology annotation, cellular component: transcription elongation factor complex. Gene Ontology annotation, molecular function: RNA polymerase II complex binding. The record is from RefSeq and is a predicted model, not a curated record. Bases 49 to 324 code for a protein of 91 amino acids. The transcript has a single exon.
UUGUGCUGCCAGAAGAACCCACCUGCGAUCUGGUGGUGAUCGAAGAAGAUGGCGAAGCGCAAGUCGAUGAGCUCCAAGAUGGCAUCGAGGAAGAAGCCGGCGCCCAAGCUGGACACCACCUUCUGCUGCCCCUUCUGCAACCACCCCGGCGGCGUGUCCUGCACCAUCGACCUCAAGCUCUACGUCGCCAACGCCGUCUGCUACGUCUGCCAGGAGGCCUACCACACCACGGCGCACUACCUCACCGAGCCCGUCGACGUCUACCACGACUGGAUCGACGCCUGCGAGAAGGCCAACCAAGAAGUCGAAGCUGUGGACUGCUAGUCGGCAGCGACGACGGCGACAGCGAAGCUGGAUCCAGUUGGCUUCAGACAAGGAUCGAUCGAUCGAUACGCCCAGUGUGUGCCUGAUGAGUCCUUGCCUCUGAAUUUUGGCUAAAAUUCUCUUCUUCGCUUCUUUGCUCUGCGAGGAUA